This is a messenger RNA of Peronospora farinosa, 1461 nucleotides long. Lineage: Eukaryota; Oomycota; Peronosporomycetes; Peronosporales; Peronosporaceae. The record is from the annotation of a GenBank genome assembly.
AUGGAGCUCCUGAUAGCACUGCGAGCUGGUGCGCUGUCUGCCGUAGCGCUGCUUCGCGCCCGCGAAUUGGGCGUCUGCAUGCGAUGCUGCUUGCGGUUUGCUGGUAUUGAUGAUCUGGCUGUCUAUGCCUGCUCGAAAGAGAAAAUGGCGGAUGCCGUGCAUAUGUUUGUCAAAGAGAGCGGUGUCGAAGAAUGUAAAAUGCAGGAAGUGUUGGGCUGUACAUGCUGUCUGGGAAUUUUAAAUGAAGCAUUUCAUGAAAAGAUGCUGGCUGACGUGCAACUAUUGGCCGAGAAGGGAGACUACGACAUGAAGGUGUUCUCGCUUAACAUCAAGCUGCCUAGUGUGGUUCUACUGCGCGAGUACUCGCUCCUACAUUUCUUGCGCUCAGAUGUAGACGACUUUCCGCGCAAUAAGUCGUUCGAUGUAAAGGAUGUGCUUAAGUCCUUGCUAGCUCCAAGCAUAUCGCGGAUGUUUAUGAAUGCUGAAUGUGCUAUAAAGAGCGAGUUUGCAGUACUGAUUGAUAUCAGGCACGAUGAAUCUGCCGACGAAGUGCGACAAAUUCCGGCCAUCAAGCAACAGCUGGAGGGGACACGAAAGCGCGGUCGUGGUCCGCCUCCUGUAUUUGAUGGUUUUGGUGCAGUUUCUCGCGCCCUUGCAACGCUUUCAGUUAUGCCCGAGACUAUUAUGAGUCCACCCACUCGACUUGCAACGUUACCGCGCGCUGUGGUCACGUUCGAGCGCGACUCUGUAUACAUGCAGGGGCGAUACCUCAAGUUCCAGCGUGGAAUUAGCCAGACACCGUGGAUUUUGGACGGCGAGCGAAUGGGCAAAUCCUCUGUGGAAGAAUGCAUUGGCGAAAUUGCGCUGCCAUUUUUUCAGGGUUCAGGCUACAAGUUCCACACGGCAGGUCGUGAAGAUAUUGACGUGCGCAUGCUAGGCAAUGGAAGACCAUUUAUCUUGGAAAUCUUAGACGCCAAGAAAGCGUACCUGGAUCAGUCUGAGUAUGACAAGCUCCAAAAGGCAGUGAACGAUGCAAACAGUGGCGCUGUUGAAAUUGUUCGAGUCAAGAGCUCUACUAAGGAUUAUUUUGCGGGACUGCAAGCCGGUGCAGACUCCAAGAAGAAGACUUAUUGCUGCGUCGUGUGGUCAGAAGGAGUUCUAACACCUGAGGCUAUUGCGAGCAUUGAUGCAAUCCACGACCUCACCAUUCAGCAGCAGACUCCGAUCCGCGUGCUGCAUCGCAGAACGCAAAUGACUCGGCCGAAGGUUAUUCAUGCUGCCAAGUGCGAGGUGCUAAACAAGCACUAUAUGUUGUUACGUCUUACAACGUCUGCAGGAACGUACGUAAAGGAGUUUGUACACGGUGAUCGUGGUCGUACGAAUCCUAAUGUUGCAUCGAUUUUGGGCUGCGAUGCUGACAUUAUACAACUUGACGUCGAGAGUCUCAUCGACGCUCAGUAA